Messenger RNA from Morone saxatilis (striped sea-bass), 1494 nucleotides. RefSeq names its product DnaJ (Hsp40) homolog, subfamily C, member 22 (gene dnajc22). The transcript is spliced from 3 exons. Gene Ontology annotation, cellular component: plasma membrane; early endosome. The coding region runs from base 166 to 1185 and encodes 339 amino acids. The record is from RefSeq and is a predicted model, not a curated record. NCBI's taxonomy places the organism in Eukaryota, Metazoa, Chordata, Actinopteri, Moronidae. Gene Ontology annotation, biological process: endocytosis.
UUACAAAUUAUAAAGAAUAUUUAUUAACUCCUGUCAAGAACUGACAUAUUCCUACAGUUUGACUUAGGUACGGUAAGACUAAUCUCUCCUGUUUUUUCAUUGCAGGUACUCAUCAAGUAUGACUAAUAUUUACUUGUACAGGGACUGAUUCACCGAGGCCAAAGUAUGGUGAAAAGUGUAAUGGUAGCCUAUGCCCUGUGGGCAGCAGGUGGACCUUUGGGCUUCCACCAUUUAUAUUUAGGAAGAGACAGCCACGCUCUGUUAUGGAUGCUAACCCUGGGAGGAUUUGGAUUUGGCUGGAUCAGAGAGUUCAUACGUAUUCCUGCAUAUGUCAGUGAGGCCAAUCAAGAUGCAGAGAAAGAAAGAAAAAGACCCCCCACCAAGGUUCCUCCAUCUGUAGGCCCUGUCAGAUUUGCUGGACAAGUGUGUGUUGGGAUCUACUUUGGCACUGUGGCUCUGAUAGGACUGAGCUCCCUCAGUUUCUUCUACUUGAUCGUUCUGCCUUUGUGUGUGGGUGCAGGGGUACAUCUGGUGUCCAGUGUUGGUCAGCAGACUUCAGAUCUCCAAAAAACUUUGACUGCUUGUCUCAUAACCUCUACUAUUUUCUAUGGCAGCACUUUAUCACCUCUGCCUAUAAGCCUGGCUGCCAGUGUCACUGCAGCGCAGCACAGCAGGUUCAAACCCCCACAGACACCCGGGAGCAAACAGAAACUAGUUCCACGGCUUUACAGGCUUGGUCUAGCCUGGCUGGCCUUCUCUGCUCCGUUGGGUUACUGUAUUUUCCAUAACACCACAGCCACCCUGUACUACCUGUCUGACUGUGUAGCAGCACUGCUGGAUAUUUUCUGGUUUCUGCCUUGGCUCAGAAGUGUGUUGGAGUACAUUCUUUUAAUGCCAUAUCGGGUCUUGUGUUUUCUUACUGGAGGGGGGUACUAUGAAGAGGCUUGGAAGAAAGUGCUGGAAAUACUGCUCAAAGAAUACACUGAGAAAGAAAAAGAGGCACUGCAGGUGUUGUCACUGGAAGUAGAGGCCUCUCUUGAGGAGAUAACUCGCAGCUACAGGGAGCUGGCCAAGACAUGGCAUCCAGACCACAACCCCAGCAAGGAGGCUGAGGCAACGUUUUUGAAGAUCCAGGAAGCUUAUGAAGUCCUCCUGCGACGGCACAGACCUCAUCGAUUCAAAUAGUUGCCCUUCAUUCCUUACUGAGUGGCCUGAAUAGUUGCCAGGGCACAGUGAGACUCCUGAUCUCAUUAUUUUUCAGUCAUUUUUUUUAUUUUCAUGGAAAUCAAGAGCACGCAUAAAGACACUGACAUUAUAACACAGCUGUCUGAUCUGGUUACUUUGCAGAGUUGGUCUCAAACAGCAGUUUGCUGCCACCUGGUGGUGCUACAGAUGACUAUCGCCAUAAACUAUUUCAUCACAAUUUUACUUUUUUGUUAUUAAACGCUAAACUACCACUGCCAAGAAGUUUUCUUUUUUUUCACAGCGUGAAUA